CUUGAGAGAAGAAAUGCAGUUUUGCACCAGCAGCAAAAAAAAACAUAGCAUGUGCAAAUCAUUCCAGUCUUAUCGCUCGAUGACAUGCAGCUAAUCCUACUGCGGCUAAAAUUGCAGGCGGUCGAUGUCAGUGGUGUGUUUAUUGUGGUUGCAUCGUUCGUCACACACAUACAAUCAGGGUUGCGAGCGACGAGUUGGCAUCCCAGUGCAGUGCAGGUGGAGGAAAACGAAUCAUUUUCCGAAAAUUACGCCAAAAUGGCGAAAACUGUUGAUUUGUUGAAUAUCGAUGUUGAUCAACUGUUUAAGCAGCAUAAUGUGGCCGAAAUCGACCUGGUCCAUAAGCGGCUGCUGAACGAAAUUGAGCUGAAGCGCGAGGAGCUUCGAACGAUGGUUGGUGAGCGUUACCGUGAUUUGCUGAAGGCAGCCGAUACGAUCGGUGACAUGAAGCAGACGGCUGGUUCCAUUAUCGGCAAUAUCGACCGCAUCACGGUUCGCUGUCAGCAGCUGAACGAUCACAAUUUGAUCGGAUUUCGCACCGGAACCGACUACCAGCGGAUGCAGAAAAAGCACCGCGACCACAACUUUCACGGCGUGAUUGUACAGAUAAAGUUGCUGACCGGCCUGCCCGAGAUGAUAUGGAGCAGCAUCGAUCGAGAGGAUUACUUCGUUGCUACGCAGCUGUUCAUCUUUGCCCGUCACAUCUCGACGGGUCUGAGCUUGGACACGGAGCGGGAAACGAUGCGCAAAUUCCCGGUGGCCGCCAAACAGUGGCAAGUGUUGAGUCAGUUCUUCUUCACCAUCGAGGCUGCCUGUCGGGAGUCGCUUGGCCGCGAGGAACUUUCGGUGGCAGUUGCUGCCAAGAGCUUAGCAAGCUGGCUGCUGCUGGAAUCGUGCCCGGUAGAGCAAACGCUUUCCAUGUUUACCGAACGACGCUCGAAAGCUUUCCUCGAUGUGCUGGCCGAAAGCGAAGCCGUGUACGAGAAGGUGAAGGAUAAAUUGCUCGCCAGCCUGAAGGUGGUGAUCGGUACGGUGCGUCUGUUUUACGAAUGCUUCAUCGACGACGGAACCGAGGAUGACCUGCUGGUUGGUGGCUUUCAGCGGGAACUACAGCACAUCACCGGCGAUAAGGCUGCCCCGACGAUCGGGCUAAUCCGAUCGGAAGAUCCGAUGAUAAUGCAAAUGGUGCCGGAAAUGAUUGCCAAAUUCCGGCCACGCCUGGAACGGAUCACCUUGGAGGAGGAGAAGGUUCGUGCUGCCGUUAGCGCGUUUCUCAAAAGCAUCGAAACUGCUGUCGCAGGACGGCUGAAGCGGUUGGUCAGUCUGGUUCCGUCGAUAAAAACCCUGCACGACAUUAAGAUGCAAGCGAUCGCGCUGGAAAAACCUUCCCACUGGGGAACCAUUACCGCCAGGCUCGGUCUACCGGAAGGGACGGAUUUCUACGCCACAUUCUACCAGCGGCUUAUAAACGAUCGCAUGCAAAGCAUCAUCAAAUCAGCCUGGACCGAAACGGUUCAGCAAACGCGCGUCGAUGUGUUGCAUUUGCUAAACCAAAAACCGGUCGAUUUGAAGGCAUUUGUUUGGAAGGAAUCGCUCGACGAUGUGCCGCUGAAUCUGAAGACGGCCCUGGACCGUUCGGUGCCGUCCAAUCGCAGGCUGCUGAUGAAGGCUCGCGGGUACACGCCGGCUUUGGUGGAGCUUAGCGACUCACUGAACGCGCGACUGCAAACCUUAACGCGUGACGUCGGUGCGUUUCUGUCGUCGUCCUCCAGUCGGGUCGAAAUCGAGGAAAUGUUAUCCUACUUUCGGCAGUGCUGCGUAGAAGGAAUAGCCGAGCUGAUAACGGCCAUUAAGUCGGCUGAGUUCGAACCCACCGUUGAGCGGUACGCAACGUUGGCGAGGUUUCUAACAGCCGUGCGGGAACUGUGUCCGGCAUUGAGGGAAUGUUUCAUACCAACAACGAUCGGCGUUUUGCCAGACCGUUGGCCCUCCUCGGGCAGGAAGUCAUCAUCGACGGUGGCUGUUUCGGAGGAGGAUCCCGACCGGUGGUCAAAAGUUUCCGGAUUGCUCGAAGACGAGAGUCUCCAGUGCUGGACGCUGUGGGUGGAACGGUUCCAGCAGCAUUGGCCAUCGCUCCCCGUGGCUGUCGGGUACGGUACGCUGCUGAACGAUUUCCCCGUCUGGGAGACAGUAACGAUCGAGGAGAACGAUGAAAACAAUCAACCAAUCCAGUCCACGAUCCGCGUACCGUCGCAACCGAGCUUCCCGGUGCAGAAAUGUCUGCAUCACAUCCACGAACUGCUGAACGAUGCCAUCCCACAGACCAUUCCGCGCCCAACAAUGCUGCUGAUAGUCGAGCGACUGGCAGGCAUACUGCUCGCUCACUAUACCACUCUAGCCGACGAUAGCUUCGUGAAGCAGAACCAAACCGUAGCCCUACAGUUCUAUCUCGAUAGCCGAUUCCUCCAGCUCAUGCUAAUCGGCCGCGACCAGAGGCAGCUUAGCGAGAGCUUCAAUGAGCUCGUCGGUCGCUUCAAGUCCUACAUCGAUCCGUUCGACUUCGACGUGUUCUACGCGCAUCUGAAUGCGAAUGUGAAGCGAUCGGUGCUCAAGCUGCAACACUUCCUGGGCGCACUCAUAUGCCACAGUGAGCAGCUGGCUACGGUCGUGGGCAGUGAGGCGGGGGUCCUUGUGCCCUCCAGCUCCACAGCUGUGGUGGAUAAAAACCCGAACAUUCUGGCGCUUAGUUCCAACAGUCUGAACUUGGUGUGGUUCCCGCUGCUGCCGGUCGUUAGCAAGGAAACGGCUCCAAUGACGGUGGUGGACACGAUCGAGCUUGCUAGUACUUCCGGGCGAAACGAAACCACCCUCACUACUAAGGAUUCGAGAAAAACAACCACCGGUGAUGGCGCAGCGAAACAAUCCACCACGAAAGAUGCCACCACCCCGGCUGCUACGGCACAGAACUACGCCAAGGGAGCUGCCGCGUUCUUCGGUCUGGAUAAGGAUUGGUUCCGAUAAGCAGACCAUGAGGAGGAGGGGCCGCGAAUGAAAGCGUCAUUUAAAUUGCUUCUUUUAUUUCCGUUGAAAGUUUAAGGAAAAAUAUAUUAAAACAAUCUUAAAGAUAGA
Messenger RNA from Anopheles stephensi (Asian malaria mosquito), 3126 nucleotides. It is a transcript of the gene Cog1, whose product is annotated as conserved oligomeric Golgi complex subunit 1. The record is from RefSeq and is a predicted model, not a curated record. The coding region runs from base 85 to 3018 and encodes 977 amino acids. Gene Ontology annotation, biological process: intra-Golgi vesicle-mediated transport. The transcript is spliced from 4 exons. Gene Ontology annotation, cellular component: COG complex; Golgi apparatus. Lineage: Eukaryota; Metazoa; Arthropoda; Insecta; Diptera; Culicidae.